GUGACAAGUAACAAGUGACAUAAUACUUUGUGGACAGUCCCACGUGUUCUUGAGUGAUACAUUACAAUGAUGAAUCUUUCGGACGUGAGAAAACCGAUAAAUAAAGAAAUUGAAAUUUUAAUAUUAACAAAUUCCAAUAAUAAUGAAGUUCAGAAUUUGCCUAUUUGUGUGCAAAAUAUAUUAAAUGGAGAUUAUGAAAAUGUUAUGAAUGAUGAAUUAUUUUCAAUUCUAAUUCAAGAAUUAAAUGGUGGUAACGACGUUUCUAAGUUUAUAAAUGAUAAUAUAGAAAAAACAAAUUUAUAUGAUUCAUGGUUAUGCACAGGCAUAGCUUCUUUAUUAUAUUUCAUUCAACAGAAUUGGACAGGUCCAGAAGUUAAAGAAAAUAUUAAAUGGCAAAUUAAUAAAGAAAAUGUACUUAAAGAUCUAUCUUUACAUGAUGAAUAUAAUGCAAAUGUUAAAAUGCCUCAUCUGCUUUAUUUUUCUAAAAUAAUAUUUUCAAAUGAAAUUCUACAAAAUGUCUAUGAAAGCUGUAUAUGGUGGCUAUUUAGAACAAAUCUUUUACAUCAACUUAUACUAAAUGAAAGUUCCGGUAUAAUAUUUGAUGAGACAGAAAAGUUGAUUAAAGAAAUCAGCAAUUUGCAGCUGUUAAAAGAAGACUUUUAUUGCGAGACGUUACUUUAUAUUGAAGUUGCACAGUUUUAUUUUUAUUAUAGGAGAAUUCAAAAUUCAGAAAAAUAUAUUGAACUUGCUCAGGAAAGAGCAAAAUUGAGUUUAAAUCUUGAAGGUGCGUUAGGUAAACGUACAAAAUAUCAGGAAGACAAGGCACAAUUAUUUUUAAGAAUAACUUUAGAAAAAGAACAAUUUCCUUCUAGAGAUUGUGAAAAUUUACCAAAGUCUCUAGAUUUAAAUGACGAUAUUAGAUUAGAGCAUAUUGAAUUUUCAAGAAAUAUAGAAAAUACACAAUUGGGAGCAAUGGAAGAAGCUAUUAUAUUAGCAAAAUAUAUUCAAUUACAGUUAUCACAACCAAGAGAUAAAUUGACAGAUGAAGAAGUAACACCUUAUUUAACUGUAGUGGUAAAUAAUACAAGAAAUUGGUCUUUAAAAGUGGCAUCUCUUUAUUAUCGAUGUUCCUUGGAAUCUGGGGAUAAACGAACUGUUGAACGAUCAAUGAUACAAAUGGAAUAUUUAAUACAUGAAUUAAAUAAACCAAAUGUCUCUGUUGCAAACAGAAUGGAUCUAUUCUUUGCCAGUGGUUUUAAGCCAGUUUGGACUUUAGAACAAAUGUGGGCACAAUUGAUGUUAAGUCUUGGAUUGGUAAAGGAUGCUUUAGAUAUUUUCUUGAAGCUUAAGCUAUGGGAAGAAGUUAUAGCCUGUUACAAUAUACUGGAACUGAAACACAAAGCAGCAGAAAUUAUAGAACAGGAAAUAUCUAAAAAGCCAUCAGUCCAACUAUGGUGCUUAUUAGGUGAUGCAACUCAAAAUCCUAAUUGUUAUAAAACAGCAUGGGAACUGUCCAGUGAAAAAAGUAGUAGAGCUCAAAGACAAUGGGGAUUUUUUUAUUUUGCUAAGCAAAAUUAUGAAAAAGCUAUACCACACUUAAAAUUAUCAGUUGAAUUAAACCACAUACAAGAAGAUGUUUGGAUAAGACUUGGAUUUGCUGCUUUACAAGUGGAAGAUUGGAAAUUGGCAGUAACAGCAUAUAAACAUUAUUGUGCCCUAGAACAAACAACAUUCGAGGCAUGGAAUAAUUUAGCAAAAGCUUAUAUAAAAUUAGGCGAUAAAGCAAAAGCAUGGAAAUCUCUUCAAGAUGCUAUUAAAUGUAAUUAUGAUCAGUGGCAAAUUUGGGAUAAUUUAAUGGUUGUCAGCAUUGAUUUGGGACAUUUUUCAGAAGUGAUUCGAUGUUAUCAUCGUAUUUUAGAUUUGAAAAAUCAUCAUUUAGAUGUUCAAAUUCUUGAUAUACUUACUAAUUCCAUAUUAAACAAUAUAAAUGAUUCAGAUGGAAAUUUUACACAAAAAUUACUUCCAAAAGUUUUAGAAUUAUUUGGGAGAAUUACUUCAUUUAUACCUAAUAAUUCUGAGGUUUGGAGAAUGUAUGGGCAACUUACAGUUCUUAAGAAAACUGAUAUUGAUAAUGAAAAAGCAAUACAAUAUUUACAGCAAGCACAUCGUAUUGUUCUAUCAGAUGCCAAAUGGCUUUUACAUGAAGAAUCUGUUGAGAAAGUAUUACAAUUAUGUCAUAUAUUGGCAGAAACAUACUUGCAAUACGCUUCCAACUGUGAACUUAAAAAAAAAAGAACGCUGUUGGCAAGCGCAAAAUUAUCUCUUCAAGGAGUUGUAAAAAAAGUUAAAGAUAAAGAGUGGAAUGCUGAAAAAAUUUAUGUAUCAAUGGAAAAAGUUGAAAAAUAUUUGAAUACUGUAGUAGCUGAACUAGAACAAAUAAAAAUGACAAAUUGA
Messenger RNA from Frieseomelitta varia, 2454 nucleotides. Its product is annotated as tetratricopeptide repeat protein 27. The record is from RefSeq and is a predicted model, not a curated record. Lineage: Eukaryota; Metazoa; Arthropoda; Insecta; Hymenoptera; Apidae. Gene Ontology annotation, molecular function: protein binding. The transcript is spliced from 8 exons. Bases 67 to 2454 code for a protein of 795 amino acids.